This is a messenger RNA of Condylura cristata (star-nosed mole), 2616 nucleotides long. RefSeq names its product polycomb group ring finger 2 (gene PCGF2). Gene Ontology annotation, cellular component: PRC1 complex. Lineage: Eukaryota; Metazoa; Chordata; Mammalia; Eulipotyphla; Talpidae. The transcript has 11 exons. Bases 39 to 1352 code for a protein of 437 amino acids. Gene Ontology annotation, biological process: negative regulation of transcription by RNA polymerase II. Gene Ontology annotation, molecular function: promoter-specific chromatin binding. The record is from RefSeq and is a predicted model, not a curated record.
AAUGGAGAGAGGAAGAGUUCCAUCUUUGUGCAGGUCAGAUGCUCACCCGACUCCUCCAGCCUCCAGCCCUCCGAGUGGAGGUUGGGGGCCGCUCUGCCUUUGUUGCUAGAAGAAGAGCUGCCAGCACCCACCUGAGUAAAGGUAGAUUGAGAUCAGAGAUUUUGAGCACUCUGCUCUGCUCUCUUCCAUCUUCCCGCUUGCCAACAUCCUCUGGAGAGGUGUGUAGCGGUACUUCUUCCUGUGCGCUAACCCCAGUCUUCCUUGCUGUUCCUGAGGGUGCCGCUCCCCAGCCCCCUGCCCCCCACCCCGGCAUCAUGCAUCGGACCACACGGAUCAAAAUCACAGAGCUGAACCCUCACCUCAUGUGUGCCCUGUGUGGGGGGUACUUCAUCGACGCCACUACCAUCGUGGAGUGCUUGCAUUCCUUCUGCAAAACCUGCAUCGUGCGCUACCUGGAGACCAACAAGUACUGCCCCAUGUGUGACGUGCAGGUCCAUAAAACACGGCCUCUGCUGAGCAUCAGAUCUGACAAAACCCUCCAAGACAUCGUCUACAAAUUGGUCCCUGGGCUUUUUAAAGAUGAGAUGAAGCGGCGGCGGGAUUUCUAUGCAGCUUACCCGCUGACGGAAGUCCCCAAUGGCUCCAACGAGGACCGGGGCGAGGUUCUGGAACAGGAGAAGGGGGCUCUGAGCGAUGACGAGAUUGUCAGUCUCUCCAUCGAGUUCUACGAAGGCAUAAGGGACCGGGAAGAGAAGAAGGGCCCCCUAGAGAAUGGAGAUGGGGAUAAAGAGAAGCAGACAGGGGUGCGCUUCCUGCGAUGCCCAGCAGCCAUGACCGUCAUGCAUCUCGCCAAGUUCCUUCGAAACAAGAUGGAUGUGCCCAGCAAGUACAAGGUGGAGGUGCUAUACGAGGACGAGCCACUGAAGGAGUACUACACCCUCAUGGACAUCGCCUACAUCUACCCCUGGCGGAGGAACGGCCCUCUUCCCCUCAAGUACCGAGUCCAGCCGGCCUGCAAGCGGCUCACCUUGCCCACGGCGCCCACCCCCUCGGAGGGCACCAACACCAGCGGGGCGUCCGAGUGUGAGUCUGUCAGCGACAAGGCUCCCAGCCCUGCCACCCUGCCGGCCACCUCCUCCUCCCUGCCCAGCCCAGCCACCCCCUCCCACGGUUCUCCCAGCUCCCAUGGGCCCCCAGCCACCCACCCUACCUCCCCCACUCCUCCCUCCACUGCCAGUGGGGCCACCACAGCUGCCAACGGGGGCUCCGCAAACUGCCUGCAGGCACCACCCUCCACCAGCAGGGGGCGCAAGAUGACUGUCAAUGGAGCUCCUGUGCCCCCCUUGACUUGAGGAAAGGGACCUUCUCCCUCCUUCCAGCCAUGUCUCUCCACCCCUCCACUUUUUCUGGACCCCCUUUUCCACCUCUUCUACUUUCCCCAGCUCCACCCACCUUAGGGGUGGGGGGUGGGUUUUAUAAAUAAAUCUCUAUAUAUAUGUACAUAGGUAAAACCAAAUAUACAUACUUAUUUUCUAUGGACCAGAUUAAUUUAAACGCCACAGGAAACAAACGUAUGUGUGUGUGCGUGUGUGUGGUGGGGUGUCCAUUUUUAGGGGGUUUCGUGUAAUUUUCUCUGCUCUUUUGGGGGUGCCUGGAGGCGGACUGGAGGAGCUACUGGAGGCUUGGUGCCACUCGGCAUCCUCCAGUCUUCGAGGCAGGUGGGGUGUUGGGCGGUUCUCAACAGCCCCCAAAGCUUUAGGCGUAAGUCUCAGCUGACCUUAUGGGGUCUUUGUUUCUCCCCCACCUUGGCUGCUGGCCUGCCCCAACUGGGGCCCCUCCUCCAUUGUUGAAUGUCCAGAGAAUCCCUAAGACAGUGCCUUUUACCACGCAGCUUAUUCCCUGGUUCUGAGGAGCAGGGGCAGUGGGCAGGUGUCUCCCUUUCUUCCUCAUUCAGUGCAAACUUUGCGCAAAGAAUAAAUAGUGCUGCCCUCCCCCUGCCCCCACCCCCAGUGUGUGUGGCCUUCGCAUCAUUUAUCUGUAUCUGGCGGGAGAGAAGACUGAAGCCCUUGAUCCCACUGUGGCUUUAGCACCGCUCCGGUCCCCUGCUCCCCUGCCCCCUUCCCAGGAACCCUCAGGAGCAAGGCUGGUGGCAGUCUCACCUGGGGACCUGGAGGGGACAGGUGGAAUGGGGCUGACCUUGCUAAGCACAGACCCCCACAUUUAAGGCAACAGCCCUCCAGUCCCCUCCCCCACCUCCAGCUGUGGCCAAGUAGGAAAGAGCAAAGACAGAGACAGGUAGAAGCACAAGAGCAACCUUUAAGCUCUGACCUCAACUUCCUCCCUCGAGGUCGAAGCCCCACCCGCCAGGGGCAGACCCCAACACACCCCUGCCCACCAGUUUCCCUCCAGUGUACAUAAUCACCUGGGGAGGGGCUGAGGCAGGACACCGCAGCCCUGGUGCUGGGUUGGGAGCACCCUCCGCCUUUGUUUGCUUUGUCCUUUGUCUGAGGUGCUGACUGUAUCCGCCUGUCCUGGGGCGUCUGUCUCUCCUGGCUUUGUAAUAAAUGCUGCAUACUCUCCGAGCCUGUAGUUCUUUGGGGAAGAGGGGCAGGGGCA